Aspergillus caelatus is the source of this 2562-nucleotide messenger RNA. Its product is annotated as Zn(II)2Cys6 transcription factor. Gene Ontology annotation, biological process: regulation of DNA-templated transcription. The transcript is spliced from 2 exons. NCBI's taxonomy places the organism in Eukaryota, Fungi, Ascomycota, Eurotiomycetes, Eurotiales, Aspergillaceae. The record is from RefSeq and is a predicted model, not a curated record. Gene Ontology annotation, molecular function: zinc ion binding; DNA-binding transcription factor activity, RNA polymerase II-specific. Gene Ontology annotation, cellular component: nucleus. The coding region runs from base 1 to 2562 and encodes 853 amino acids.
AUGGAGACCCAGAUUAGAUCAUCCAGCCUGCGACAGAGCUGCAUCUUUUGUCGGGGCCGAAAGAUUCGAUGUUCUGGCGGGCGUAUCUGCAACGCUUGCCGAGACCGUAACAUCAACUGCGUAUACGGCCCUGAAGCCCGCAAGGGCCGACCAAGACGCAAAGGGACGGAGGACAAGUGCGCCCUUAACCCGGGUGUCAGCAAGCGCGGCAGGAAGCAGUCCAUUUCAUUGACUAAUACCGCAGUAGCCAGCGUUCUGAGCGACGAGUCGGUGGUGCACGCGUCAGUAGCCCUCAAGAAGGUUCACACCCUGGGCAACGACCUAGAGCAGAUGUUCGAUGAUUACUUCAUCAGCAAAACUGGAUCGGAAUCUAAUCUUCUUCAGUUGUCUAUAAGUUCUUUUCAGAGACGUCAACAGCGGUCGUAUACCUCGACACCACCCAACCAUCCUAAGCACCAUCAGGUAAACUAUGAUAGGCUACUAUCCUCCAUUGCCCAAGAGAUGGUGGAAAUGCUACUGCUGCGUGUUGGCUCUUUGAGAUGUGGGCAACCGGAGGAGGGGAACCGAAACUUUUUCGUUGCUAGUCUAGUGGUUGACACCACAUCAUCUAUGUUCGACCCUCCACAGCAUCAAAAUCCUCUAACAGAUCUAGGAAAGCACCGCAUCUUGCAGUUGAUUGACAUGUGGUUCUCGGUGCAUCCUCUAUCGCCACUAGUAUCAAAAACCUUGAUUACUAGUGAAGUUAAGGAUGGAACGGUGGAUGAGGCUCUAUUGGCAAUAAUCUUGUCUGAUGCGUGUCAUGUCCUAGGUGAUGUCAGCGAGCAGCAUGGGGCUAUAAGUGAUGAAUCCCAGAAGUUGUUCGAGUUUGCUUCCACCCAAAUCAAACAGCGCCAGCUACCCCUUGACGAUUCAGAAGGCCUCGCCACAGUACAAACUUUGUUUCUAAUAGCAUGGAGGGAGCUGUGCUUGGGUCAUGCCCGGCGAGCAACCUGCCUUGUGGGCUAUACUUGCUAUAUGGCCUCACGUUUAGCUAAAACAGGGAAGAAUGCAGACACGAAGAGCAUCAAAUUGAAUGGUGUUGAGAUUGACCUGGUCAAAAAAGAGGUCCUGCAAAAUGUUCAUUGGUUAUGUUUAACCACCACCUCCUGGGCGUUCAUGCAAUUUGACCAAGCCCUUGCACUCUUCGGCCCCGACGAGAUACCUGAUUUUCCUUGUCUAGAUGAGACCACUUCGGUCCUGAUCCGCUUAGACCAAGCGUCGGAUAAUAUAUCUACGCUCCCAGCACAGAUACAAGCCUUACGAUGUCUAUGGCCUCUCAGCCAUAUCGCCAGCACUGUAUCUCACAUCUACAUUCUGUAUUUCAAUAUGCCUGCCAAGGGAGUUCCAAAAGCCUCAUGGCAGGAGCAGCAUAUUCAUCAAUUAUACGAUCUCCUUCAGUCUUGUGCUGAUUUCCCCACGUUGUCGGUGAAGAUCAGAGAUAUCCUCCUUCAGGCGGUACAAGCUGUGGAGAAGCGAAUCACGACCUUGCCUUCACAACUUUACCUGUUGACUGCCUAUCAUAUUAUAAUCACACACAUGUUAUUCUCCCAGGAUAAAACGGACCAGGAGUCGUUGAGCCUCUCGUCGACUAUUAUAAAUGCCUUCUGCCAGUCUGCAUCGGCGCUUCUAGCUCUCUCGUAUCGUUCUCUAGAUCCAUCAAGGGGUCUAAUGCCAGCACAGAGGGACGGAGGGAUGGAAUUUAUCAAUAUGCUCGUCCUGGGGCUCGAUACAUGUAGUAGAGCCCUUGUUCAUAUCUAUGACCAUCUCAGCCGCGGUGCGAUUGACAAUCAAAAAGAAAAAGCAGUAAUCAGAAAACAGCUGGCGGAUUAUGCUGAUAGGUUUCAUCAAAUCUGUAAAAGUGAUGCGGUGUCACGAUGUGGAUCCGUGAUACGGUCUGUUAAGAAACGGCUCAAAUGGGCGAAAUUGGCAUUUCAACACCUUCAAAUCCUUGCUGAGCCCCAAGAAGUGCUUUCAUCUGUCCAGUACGCGACCCCUGACUUGCCUACAGCUCUGAAUCUUGGCUGGCCUCGUAAUGAGGGCUUGCUGUUAGAUCCCGCCUUUGCCACUGCUCGACCUGGGGACAUUUUAUCGUCUGACAUAGUCCCCGAUGCGCUCCAGCAGCCGGUCUCGGGAAUUACUAACCCAUUCUUCGUUGUGGAUGAUCCCAUAAUCGGCACACUUGUAGGGCUUCCGGGUUUUACUGGUGCCCAUGAGCAGUCAUAUCCGGACUAUACGAGCUUGCAGCAGAGCAAGCUGAGCAUGGGUUCAGAGCAAGACCUUCCUCACAUCCAGAAUCCAACGUCCUUGUUUCCCGGCUAUGGGGAAAGUCUACAUUUGGCGUAUCGUGGUCCCAGGGGUCCGCCUUUGAGUCUCGCCAGUACCAUUGACCGCCUGAACGAGCCUAACUCCACGCCAUCUGAAAUGACAGAAUUUAUGAGUAAUGACACGGUCAAUUUGACGCUGCCAGAAGAGACCUUGGACAAUGAUUUGUUGUCUCAGUUGCUCAGCAACCCCGAUGGAUGA